AUGGUCGGGAUACCUCGAAGUAGCGGUUGUUUGCUCUGUGUUCAGCGUCGGGUGAAGUGCGACGAGAGACGUCCAGGAUGUCAACGAUGUGAAACUUACGGAAGGCCAUGCCCUGGCUAUGAUCGUGGCUUCAAAUUCGUGCCUGGGAAGCCCUACCGUGCUCAGCGUCGCCGUCGAGCUGGCACGGGUUCUGCAAAAUCUCAUAUACAAGAGGAACCCCAGGAGGUGUAUCAGCCACUGAUAGAGCACACUAAUCAAUCCUCAUCACAGCAUAUCAUACAGAGCCUAAGUAUACUGAUUGGUGACUUUUCGACGCCAUCUUCUGCAGUUUCACCCCAUAUCGUUACUCGUUGGUUUGGGUUUCUGCCAACUAUCUAUGGACGGAACAAGACAUUGGAUGCUACUAUCAAAUCCUUUACAGCUCAUCAUAUGGGAAACGCUACUGGGAAUCAAGAGAUUAUUCGCUAUGGGCAGUCUGCGUACGUGGAAGCUCUACACAGACUUCAGAGAUCUUUGAAUAAUCCCACGGAAUGCGUCUCCUCACAUAUCUUCUGCGCAGUGAUGCUGUCAUGCUUAUAUGAGCUUUUCUUCAACACACAAGAUUCUGAAUCUUGGAUGAAGCAUGCCAAGGGGCUGAGCCGAUUAGCUGAAUUCCGAGGACUUGAUUGCUACCGAAACGAAUUUGACAGUAUUCUGCUCAAAGCUUCCCGUGGGAUUGUUAUCAUGAAUUCCGUAUUUUCCGGUCAAGAAUGCUUCCUAGCAUCAGAGAGCUGGCAUAUUGUGAUGAAGGAGCACUGUGAUACAUUCUUACCAGCGGGUCUGGGGUAUCUGAUUGAAGAGUUUAUUGUGUAUUUCACAUUCGCCCCAAGUCUUAUACAUAAACUUUAUGCUCUCAAACAGGCGGACCCAGCAAGUCCAGAGACGCGGGUACAGAUGUCAGAAACUCUCAAGCGCACUCUUGAUAUGCAAGAAAAGUUGAAUGCGUGGUAUGACAGAUAUUCACGUAUCGCUCUUCCCCCAAGGGAAACCGUUUCACCUUCUGAAGACAAACUGUACCCCAUGGUUCUCUCAUAUUCAGAUCCAACCAAUGCGUCGGUAUUCUGUGGUUAUUACUCUUACACGGUGAUUAUACAUGAGAUCCUGAAAGCUUGCAGCUAUCCCGGCGAGCAUGAGGCCAUGACCGUCUACUUCCGAGACCAAAUUUGCAAGUCUGUCGAAUACAAUGGCAGGGGUCUCCUUGGACCAUACCAAAUGGCGUUUCCCUUGCGGGUGGCGUUUGAAGUUGCUGAUCCUGUGGUCAAAUCGUGGAUCAAGGGUUGGCUUAUACGACUUUCGAAUGUCUAUCCAGCUUUACAACCGCAGAGGUUUGAGUGA
Messenger RNA from Aspergillus glaucus CBS 516.65, 1374 nucleotides. RefSeq lists its product as uncharacterized. Bases 1 to 1374 code for a protein of 457 amino acids. Gene Ontology annotation, biological process: regulation of DNA-templated transcription. The transcript has 4 exons. Gene Ontology annotation, molecular function: DNA-binding transcription factor activity, RNA polymerase II-specific; zinc ion binding. Lineage: Eukaryota; Fungi; Ascomycota; Eurotiomycetes; Eurotiales; Aspergillaceae. The record is from RefSeq and is a predicted model, not a curated record.